CGUCGGCCACCAGUAUUUUUGCUGAGCUGGAUUGUUUACAUCCCCGGAGCUGUUCGUCCGGCGCGUGAUUAGGAGUCGAGUGUGCAUCUCUGACGGGGAGUGCAAAAAUUUUCGCGUGGAAAUUGGUCGCCAACUGCCCCCCUCCCCUUUUACCCACUUGUGUAUCCACCAGCCUACUUCUCCAGCCACAGUAAUUCUCGAUCGUUUGGACAGCACCGGCCAGAGGCGAGGGAUCCCAGGCAGGAUGAAGGUUACCGUGACCACGCUCAGCGACGACAUCUUCGUCCUGGACGUCAGCGAGGACCUGGAGCUGGAGAACUUCAAGGCGUUCUGCGAGAUCGAGACCGGAGUACCAGCUCACGAGAUCGUGAUCGCGUUCAAUGGACGACCUUUGAUGGACGACAAGAAAUCGUUGAAGGAUCUAGGGAUCCGAGACGGUGACGCUGUGAUACUGCAGCACAUGCACCAGAGCGGGACCGACUUGAACCUUCACCCCUUUAACGGAGCUAUUCCCAUGUUGGACUUCAGUUCCAUCAGAGUGCCAGGAGCGCCUGCGACAAGACAGCCAACCACAUCGAAUAAUGCUGCUAGGAUACAGAAUCCUAGGAGCGAGGAUAAUCCAGCGAUGAUAAAAGACAUGUUCCUAGCUAAUCCGGAUCAACUAGCGUUGCUAAAGCAGAACAAUCCUAGGCUAGCCGAUGCAUUGUUAUCUGGAAAUCUGGACAGGUUCUCCACGGUACUCAGGGAGCAAAUCAAAGCCAGGGAGGAACGUCAGGCUCAAAGAUUAAGGAUGAUGAACGCUGAUCCAUUCGACACAGAAGCUCAGAGACUAAUAGCUGAGGAGAUCAGGCAGAAGAAUAUCGAGGCGAACAUGGAAGCAGCUAUGGAGUACAAUCCUGAGACGUUCGGGACAGUGGUUAUGUUGUACAUUAAUUGUAAAGUGAACGGGUUCCCUGUGAAAGCAUUUAUCGACUCAGGAGCACAAUCGACUAUUAUGUCUGCCGCCUGCGCCGAGAGGUGUCAUAUAAUGCGAUUGGUGGACACCAGGUGGGCCGGAGUGGCUAAAGGUGUAGGGGUACAGCGCAUCAUUGGUCGUAUACACAUGGUCCAGAUACAAAUAGGCAAUGACCAUCUGACAACGUCGUUUAGUGUCCUCGAGGAGCAGCCUAUGGACAUGUUACUGGGCCUGGACAUGCUUAAGAGGCACCAGUGUUGCAUAGACCUGAAGAGAAACGUCCUGCAGAUAGGCACCACUGGCACCGAGACAACAUUCUUAGCUGAAGGUGACCUGCCAGAGUGUGCUAGGCUAAGUGGUAACAGCGACGAGGUCUUCGACGACAGGGAACUUCAAAGAGCUCUGGAGGACAGUUCUAGUGAUGCUAAAAAGCAACGUCAGCAAAAUGACGGCCAAGGGAGCAGUAAUGCUAGUGGGCUAACAGUUCCCUCUAGUAGACCAGCCUCGUUGGAGACGAUUCUACCAAACGAUCCCUUCACAGAGGAAACCGUGGAGGAGAUUGGGGCUUUGGGUUUCACCAGGGCGCAAGUGAUUGCCGAAUUGCGUCGACUUAACGGGGACAAGGCUCAAGCCACCGCCGCGUUGUUCGCGAAAUCUUUGAAAUUCUAGAGACAACGACGAACAAAGUCUAUUUUUAACUCUGAUCGGCGAACGCCCAAAGGGUGUGGGGGGAGGGGGGAUUUGUACUUGAUUUUCGGUAGCAAUUUUUAACAUCGAUGAUUGUAUAGGGUGUCCCACCUAACGUGAGCACCUUCAAUAUGAAGGAGCAAAUGCUACAUUUUCUCAAGGACAUAUUUUUCGAAAGUUCAAGAUCAUCGAUAGUUUUUUAAACAACAUUAGAUAUGUUUAUCAACGUGGCGUAAUAUUCGAGAUCAAGGUCAAUCCAGUGACCUUGAGUACGAAAAAUCGACAAAUAUACGAGAAUAGAUUUAAAUAAUAUGUCCAAGUUGUUGGACAUCACUUAGAGCAUUUGGGAAAACAAAUUUACUGCCAAAACAAGUGAGAUACUGAAGGUGCUCACCUUAAGUGGGACACCCUGUACACACUCGACGCACCAACGACGCUCAAGGGACAUUAAAGUCUCAUUGGAGAUAGUCAGGAUUCCCAAAGUGAUGGAGCUAUGCAUUUUCCUCUAACAGAAUACGGAUAAUAGGCCAGUGUGAUCUGGUAUAUAUAUAUAUAUAUAUAUAUAUAAUUAUCGCAAUACACACACAAUAAGUUUAAGGGCAGCGUGUUAAGACGAGUUUUAAAGAAAGAAGUUCUAAAGAAAUUUGGUACUAGGUGUCCUCAUUCGGGAAAUGGCGGAAAACGGUGGUUUUUUUUUUUUGUUUCACGGAACGUUGCUGACUGAAAAAUCAGUUCCUCUAUAAUUUAUUGUACGAAGCUAUCGGUGGACCCAAAGUCCCCCGGGGAUUUACACGUUUAUUUUUCAUGUCACAAGAGAGAGAGGGAGAGAUAAAGGACGAACUCAGAGGCGGGAAUUUCUGUUUUGUUACCUUUUUACGCGAGUGUACCCAUUGAACGUACACGAUGGAUAACAUGAAUUUCAUACUGUUACAACCUACUGUAGGGUACAUGGUAUUUUUUCUGUAUUUUCUUUAUUACUUAUUAAAAGACUUGAAAGACGA
Molecule: messenger RNA, 2643 nt
Organism: Dufourea novaeangliae
Lineage: Eukaryota; Metazoa; Arthropoda; Insecta; Hymenoptera; Halictidae
Gene: rngo
Product: protein DDI1 homolog 2
Exons: 6
Coding region: 245-1624 (459 amino acids)
Biological process (GO): proteolysis
Molecular function (GO): protein binding; aspartic-type endopeptidase activity
Source: RefSeq, a predicted model, not a curated record